This is a messenger RNA of Ilex paraguariensis (yerba mate), 2413 nucleotides long. Lineage: Eukaryota; Viridiplantae; Streptophyta; Magnoliopsida; Aquifoliales; Aquifoliaceae. The record is from the annotation of a GenBank genome assembly.
CCUUCUUCCUAUGUAAUACUUGAAGACUAGAGGCUCACCACGCACCUGUCAACAGACAGGAGGUCUGUGACUUUCCGAUCUCGAUAUAGUCUCUACAACCUUAAUCACUUAAACCAUGAAUAUCAGAAAAAUCAGAGAUCUUGUAUAGUUAUUUUUUUUCCCCAAUUUCUAACCUUUGUUUCCUUAUUCUUCUGUUAGAAGUCGAGUUCUUUUUCCUCAAUUCUGUUCUUAAAAAAACCAUAGAACCCAAUUCGGGAGUUGGGUCUUCCACAAGGAACCAUCUCUGAUCUGGGUUUUACUCAGAAAGUAGGCUGCAAAAAUGGGUGGUUGUUUUAGCAAGAAAAAGGUUUCAGAACCAGAGGGCAAUGGGUACAGAUCUGGAAGAGGUGGCAAUCCAGGGCAUCAACAAAGUUACCAACAACAACCUCUUGUUCACCAAAGUUAUCAAAAACCAUCAACGCAGUACACCUCGCCCCAACCACAAAGUCACCACCAGCCACCACCACAGCUACACCCAGUUCCUACUCCAUUGAAGCCUGCAGCACCCCAAAACCACCCGAGGCCUGUUCAUAGGUCAGAGCCAAACACCAUACUUGGUAGGCCAUUUGAUGACAUAAGAUCAGUCUAUACCCUUGGCCAAGAACUGGGUAGGGGUCAGUUUGGGGUAACUUAUCUUUGUACUGAGAAUUCAACUGGCAAGUCUUAUGCUUGCAAGUCAAUCCUGAAGAGAAAGCUAGUGAGUAAAAAGGAUAGAGAAGAUAUAAAGAGAGAGAUUCUGAUCAUGCAGCAUUUAAGUGGGCAGCCAAAUAUUGUGGAAUUUAAGGGUGCUUAUGAGGAUAGGCAAUCAGUGCACCUUGUGAUGGAGCUUUGUGCUGGUGGAGAGUUAUUUGAAAGGAUUAUUGAUACUGGCCAGUAUUCUGAGAGGGCUGCUGCUGAGAUUUGUAGGCAAAUUGUGAAAGUUGUGCAUAUUUGCCAUUUUAUGGGGGUGAUGCACAGGGAUCUGAAGCCUGAAAAUUUCUUGCUAUCUAGCAAAGGUGAAGGGGCAAUGUUAAAGGCAACCGAUUUUGGGCUCUCUGUCUUCAUAGAAGAUGACAAGUUGUACCAUGACAUAGUUGGCAGUGCUUACUAUGUUGCACCUGAAGUACUGCGUCGUAGAUAUGGAAAGGAAAUAGAUAUUUGGAGUGCAGGAGUUAUUUUGUAUAUUCUGCUCAGCGGUGUACCUCCAUUUUGGGCUGAAACUGAUAAGGGGAUAUUUGAUGCCAUACUGCAAGGAGAUAUUGACUUUGAGAGCAAACCUUGGCCAUCGAUAUCAGAUAGUGCCAAAGACCUUGUUCGAAAGAUGCUGACACAGGACCCAAAAAAUAGAAUUACUUCUGUGCAAGUUCUUGAGCACCCCUGGAUAAGAGAAGGUGGAGAAGCAUCAAACAAGCCAAUAGAUAGUGCAGUGCUCUCUAGAAUGAAGCAAUUCAGGGCAAUGAACAAGCUCAAGAAACUUGCAUUAAAGGUUAUUGCACAAAAUCUGUCUGAAGAAGAAAUCAAAGGUCUUAAAGCAACGUUCACAAGCAUGGACACUGACAGCAGCGGCACCAUCACCUACGAAGAAUUAAAGACAGGAUUAGCUCGCCUUGGGUCAAAGCUGUCAGAAUAUGAAGUCAAACAACUCAUGGAAGCUGCUGAUGUUGAUGGAAGUGGAACAAUUGACUACAUUGAAUUUAUUACUGCUACAAUGCAUAGACACAAACUCGAAAGAGAUGAGCAUCUGUAUAAAGCAUUUCAGUAUUUUGACAAGGAUAACAGCGGCUUUAUUUCGAAAGAUGAACUGAAAUCUGCUAUGAAGGAGUAUGGAAUGGGUGAUGAAGCAACAAUUAGGGAAAUAAUUACAGAGGUGGAUACAGAUAAUGAUGGGAAUAUCGACUAUGAGGAGUUUUGUGCAAUGAUGAGAGGUGGAAUUACUCAGCCGGGAAAGCUGUUUUAAAUAUAUUGAAGCACUAAUUGCUUACAAGCAGGACAAGCAGGACAAGCAGGAGGAUUUUACUACUCACUUCUGCUAAAGCAAUUAAACUGUAUGUACAAGAUAAAAAGCAAUCUUGACUAGCCAAGAGUCGUGAGGUACACCGUUGCUAUGGGGGAGCGUAUUAGAGUGUUCUUUUCUGAAACCAAACAAUCAAAAUGCAAUUUUUGUGCAUAUUUAGUUCAUAGCUUUCAUUAUCACAUUAUGUGAUAUGCUUUUUGUGUUUUUGUAUUCACCCUAACAUGAUAUUAAUGGGAUCUCUUUCAGGAAGAUUGUAUUCUAUUGUGGUUGGAGAAAGGUUUUUUGGGGAUUAGGAUGCUGAUGUUUCGAACUCACAAUAGUGUGCAGGGUUGUAAAUCAGUUAGAACUCAUGGUUAUGUUAAAGUAUAAAUAUUUAAGUUA